AGAACUGUCGUCCAGUCAUAAAAAAAAUUUGAACUGCGGUGUUUAUUAAAUUAAUUUUUUGUUUCUAUCGUCUCUGCACAAUUACGUAAAGUUUAAGGAACAGAUUCCAGUCUGCACAAUACUACAGUGAUGCAGUUGUAGUUUCAAAUGUUUCUCAAAAAUAUAUUGAACUUACAGUUCGCACUAAGUUUGUUAUUGGGAUCGAUAUGUGUGUUUGGGGAUUUUGUUGUGGAAUUAUUCCAAAGUACUCGAGUUUUGCGGGCAUUCUUCGAUAAUUUAACGCAUGGAGCUGUGGGGAGUUUGGCUGCCUUCAUCAUUGUUAAUGAGUUCCGAGAUAAGAUAACCGUGACGGAGCAUACGUUGCUGAUAUUAAUGUGCUUUAUUGUUGCAUCAGUAAUUGACGCUGAUCAUUUCAUACACGCAAAAUCGUUCAGUCUGAAGGCAGCAACAACAUUAUCGGCCCGUGCAUUUCUACACUGUUCAACAAUAACUAUCGGCCUAUUUGUACUGUUCUUAAUUGGGACAUGUUAUCGAUCGCUGCUGCUCAACUUAAUCAACGCAAUGCUAAUCAAUGCAUUUGUGACACAUCAAACGAGAGACGCGGCUAGAAGAGGCUUCUGGUUCUGGCCAAUCGGUCACACACCACCGUGUCCAUACUAUGCCUACAUACUGAUAACGAUGUGCACUCCUCAUGCACUGAUUUAUUUACUGAAAUUCUUCCGAAAUCGUUCGGAUAAUCGAAAUAAACUUUUGAUCAAUGUGUAGUCGUUGUAACAGAGGCAGUAUUGUUUUGGAGGGUCAACGGACUCUGACAAUCCUAAUAAGCCGAUAAAAUUACUUCUGUGUGUGUGCAAUAAUUAGAUACGAAUUGAGAUGAUAAUGCAGACGUAGUGACAGAGAGUGGCGAUUUACGCUUACGUAGGAUCAGAUGCCGUAAUGGAAUUAUGACUUUUUUAUAGUGGAACUGGCAAGAUAUCAGCAAUGGUUCGACAUAAUUGUUUACUUACCAAAGGGGUCACGAUUUGUUGGAUGGGAAAGCCAUAUCAUUGAAUUAAUGAGCUUUAAUAUAGUGAAGGAAAUUAUGGACGUGAACAGACUGUUCAAACAUUUCAUGCAGACGAAUGUUAUCGCCAAAGAA
Molecule: messenger RNA, 1138 nt
Organism: Bradysia coprophila
Lineage: Eukaryota; Metazoa; Arthropoda; Insecta; Diptera; Sciaridae
Product: transmembrane protein 267
Source: RefSeq, a predicted model, not a curated record